This is a messenger RNA of Closterium sp. NIES-65, 11364 nucleotides long. The record is from the annotation of a GenBank genome assembly. Lineage: Eukaryota; Viridiplantae; Streptophyta; Zygnematophyceae; Desmidiales; Closteriaceae.
AUGCUCCCGCUUUCCAUCACCCCGCCCCAUUCUACCGCUUUCCAUCACCCCGCCCCAUUCUCCCUCUUUCCAUCACCCCGCCCCAUUCUCCCUCUUUCCAUCACCCCGCCCAAUUCUCCCACUUUCCAUCACCCCGUCCCAUUCUCCCGUUUUCCAUCACCCCGCCCUAUUCUCUCGCUUUCCAUCACCCCGCCUUAUUCUCCCGCUUUCCAUCACCCCGCCCCAUUCUCCCGAUUUCCAUCACCCCGCCCCAUUCUCCCGCUUUCCAUCACCUCGCGCCAUUCUCCCGCUUUCCAUCACCCCGCCCCAUUCUCCUGCUUUCCAACACCUCGCCCCAUUCUCCCGCUUUCCAUCACCCCCCCCCAUUCUCACUCGUUCCAUCACCCCGCCCCAUUCUCCCUCUUUCCAUCACCCCGCCCCAUUCUCCCGCUUUCCAUCACCCCGCCCCAUUCUCCCUCUUUCCAUAACCUCGCCCCAUUCUCCCGCUUUCCAUCACCCCGCCCCAUUCUCCCUCUUUCCAUCACCCCACCCCAUUCUCCCUCUUUCCAUCACCCCGCCCCAUUCUCCCGCUUUCCAUCACCCCCUCGCCCCAUUCUCCCGCUUUCCAUCACCCCUCCCCUUUCUCCCGCUUUCCAUCUCCCCGCCCCAUUCUCCCGCUUUCCAUCACCCCGCCCCAUUCUCCCGCUUUCCAUCACCCCGCCCCAUUCUUCCGCUUUCCAUCAUCCCGCCCCAUUCCCCCGCUUUCCAUCACCCCUCCCCAUUCUCCCUCCUUCUAUCACCCCGCCCCAUUCUCUCACUUUCCAUCACCCCGCCCCAUUCUCCCGCUUUCCAUCACCCCGACCCAUUCUCCCGCUUUCCAUCACCCCGCCCCAUUCUCCCUCCUUCCAUCACCCCGCCCCAUUUUCCCGCUUUCCAUCACCCCGCCCCCUUCUCUCUCCUUCCAUCACCCCGCCCCAUUCUCCCUCCUUCCAUCACCCCGCCCCAUUCUCCCGCUUUCCAUCAGCCCGCCCCAUUCUCCCGCUUUCCAUCACCCCACCCCUUUCUCCCGCUUUCCAUCUCCCCGCCCCAUUCUCCCCCUUUCCAUCAGACCGCCCCAUUCUCCCGCUUUCCAUCACCCCUCCCCAUUCUCCCUCCUUCCAUCACCCCGCCCCUUUCUCCCACUUUCCAUCUCCCGCCCCAUUCUCCCGCUUUCCAUCACCCGCCUCAUUCUCCCGCUUUCCAUCACCUCGCCCCAUUCUCCCGCUUUCCAUCACCCCGCCCCAUUCUUCUGCUUUCCAUCACCCCGCCCCAUUCUCCCGCUUUCAAUCACCCUGCCCCAUUCACCCGCUUUCCAUCACCCGCCCCAUUCUCCCGCUUUCCAUCACACCGCCCCAUUCUCCCGCUUUCCAUCACCCCGCCCCAUUCUCCCGCUUUUCAUCACCCCGCCCCAUUCUCCCGCUUUCCAACACCCCGGCCCAUUCUCUCGCUUUCCAUCACCCCGCCCCCUUCUUCCUCCUUCCAUCACCCCGCCCCAUUCUCCCUCCUUCCUUCACCCCGCCCCAUUCUCCCGCUUUCCAUCACCCCGCGCCAUUCUUCCGCUUUCCAUCACCCCGCCCCAUUCUCCCUCCUUCCAUCACCCCGCCUCAUUCUCCCAUCUUCCAUCACCCCGCCCCUUUCUCCUGCUUCCCAUCAGCGCGCCCCAUUCUCCCGCUUCCCAUCACCCCGCCCCAUUCUCCCGCUUUCCAUCACCCCGCCCCAUUCUCCCGCAUUCCAUCACCCUACCCCAUUCUCUUGCUUUCCAUAACCCCGCCCCAUUCUCCCACUUUCCAUCACCCCGCCCCAUUCUCCCGCUUUUCCAUCACCCCGCCCCAUUCUCCCUCCUUCCAUCACCCCGCCCCAUUCUCCCGCUUUCAAUCACCCCGCCCCAUUCUCCCGCUUUCCAUCACCCCGCCCCCUUGUCCCUCCUUCCAUCACCCCGCCCCCUUCUCCCUCCUUCCAUCACCCCGCCCCAUUCUACCGCUUUCCAUCAGCCCGCCCCAUUCUCCCGCUUUCUAUCACCCCGCCCCUUUCUCCCGCUUUCCAUCUCCGUGCCCCAUUCUCCCGCUUUCCAUCACCCCGCCCCAUUCUCCCGCUUUCCAUCACCCCGCCCCAUUCUCCCGCUUCCCAUCAUCCCGCCCCAUUCUCCCGCUUUCUAUCACCCCGCCCCAUUCUCCCUCCUUCCAUCAGCACGCCCCAUUCUCCCGCUUUCCAUCACCCCGCCCCAUUCUCCCGCUUUCCACCACCCCGCCCCCUUCUCCCUCCUUCCAUCACCCCGCCCCAUUCUCCCGCUUUCCAUCACCCCGCCCCAUUCUCCCGCUUUCCAUCACCCCGCCCCAUUCUUCCGCUUCCCAUCAUCCCGGCCCAUUCCCCCGCUUUCCAUCACCCCUCCCCAUUCUGCCUCCUUCUAUCACCCCGCCCCAUUCUCUCACUUUCCAUCACCCCGCCCCAUUCUCCCGCUUUCCAUCACCCGGACCCAUUCUCCCGCUUUCCAUCACCCCGCCCCAUUCUCCCUCCUUCCAUCACCCCGCCCCAUUCUCCCGCUUUCCAUCACCCCGCCCCAUUCUCCCUCCUUCCAUCACCCCGCCCCAUUCUCCCUCAUUCCAUCACCCCGCUCCAUUCUCCCGCUUUCCAUCACCCCGCGCCAUUCUCCUGCUUCCCAUAACCCCACCCCAUUCUCCCGCUUUCCAUCACCCCGCCACAUUUUCCCACUUUCCAUCACCCCGCCCCCUUCUCUCUCCUUCCAUCACCCUGCCCCAUUCUCCCUCCUUCCAUCACCCCGCCCCAUUCUCCCGCUUUCCAUCACCCCGCCCCAUUCUCCCUCCUUCCAUCAGCCCGCCCCAUUCUCCCGCUUUCCAUCACCCCACCCCUUUCUCCCGCUUUCCAUCUCCCCGCCCCAUUCUCCCGCUUUCCAUCACACCGCCCCAUUCUCCCGCUUUCCAUCACCCCGCCCCAUUCUUCCGCUUCCCAUCAUCCCGCCCCAUUCCCCCGCUUUCCAUCACCCCUCCCCAUUCUCCCUCCUUCCAUCACCCCGCCCCUUUCUCCCACUUUCCAUCUCCCGCCCCAUUCUCCCGCUUUCCAUCACCCGCCCCAUUCUCCCGCUUUCCAUCACCUCGCCCCAUUCUCCCGCUUUCCAUCACCCCGCCCCAUUCUUCUGCUUUCCAUCACCCCGCCCCAUUCUCCCGCUUUCCAUCACCCUGCCCCAUUCACCCGCUUUCCAUCACCCGCCCCAUUCUCCCGCUUUCCAUCACACCGCCCCAUUCUCCCGCUUUCCAUCACCCCGCCCCAUUCUCCCGCUUUUCAUCACCCCGCCCCAUUCUCCCGCUUUCCAACACCCCGGCCCAUUCUCUCGCUUUCCAUCACCCCGCCCCCUUCUUCCUCCUUCCAUCACCCCGCCCCAUUCUCCCUCCUUCCUUCACCCCGCCCCAUUCUCCCGCUUUCCAUCACCCCGCGCCAUUCUUCCGCUUUCUAUCACCCCGCCCCCUUCUCCCUCCUUCCAUCACCCCGCCCCAUUCUCCCUCCUUCCAUCACCCCGCCCCGUUCUCCCGCUUUGCAUCUGCCCGCCCCAUUCUCCCGCUUUCCAUCACCCUGCCCCUUUCUCCCGCUUUCCAUCUCCCUGCCCCAUUCUCCCGCUUUCCAUCACCCCGCCCCAUUCUCCCGCUUUCCAUCACCCCGCCCCAUUCUCCCGCUUCCCAUCAUCCCGCCCCAUUCCCCCGCUUUCCAUCACCCCUCCCCAUUCUCCCUCCUUCCAUCACCCCGCCCCAUUCUCCCGCUUUCCAUUACACGCCCCAUUCUCCCGCUUUCCAUCACCCCGCCCCAUUCUCCUGCUUUCCAUCACCCAGCCCCAUUCACCCGCUUUCCAUCACCCGCCCCAUUCUCCCGCUUUCCAUCACCCCGCCCCAUUCUCCCACUUUCCAUCACCCCGCCCCAUUCUCCCGCUUUUCAUCACCCCGCCCCAUUCUCCCGCUUUCCAACACCCCGCCCCAUUCUCCCGCUUUCCAUCACCCCGCCCCAUUCUCCCGCUUUCCAUCACCCCGCCCCAUUCUCCCUCCUUCCAUCAUCCCGCCUCAUUCUCCCUGCUUCCAUCACCCCGCCCCAUUCUCCCGCUUUCCAUCACCCCGCCCCAAUCUCCCUCAUUCCAUAACCCCGCCCCAUUCUCCCGCUUUCCAUCACCCCGCCCCCUUCUCUCUCCUUCCAUCACCCCGCCCCAUUCUCCCUCCUUCCAUCACCCUGCCCCAUUCUCCCGCUUUCCAUCAGCUCGCCCCAUUCUCCCGCUUUCCAUCACCCCUCCCCUUUCUCCCGCUUUCCAUCUCCCCGCCCCAUUCUCCCGCUUUCCAUCACCCCGCCCCAUUCUCCCGCUUUCCAUCACCCCGCCCCAUUCUUCCGCUUUCCACCAUCCCGCCCCAUUCCCCCGCUUUCCAUCACCCCUCCCCAUUCUCCCUCCUUCUAUCACCCCGCCCCAUUCUCUCACUUUCCAUCACCCCGCCCCAUUCUCCCGCUUUCCAUCACCCCGACCCAUUCUCCCGCUUUCCAUCACCCCGCCCCAUUCUCCCUCCUUCCAUCACCCCGCCCCAUUUUCCCGCUUUCCAUCACCCCGCCCCCUUCUCUCUCCUUCCAUCACCCCGCCCCAUUCUCCCUCCUUCCAUCACCCCGCCCCAUUCUCCCGCUUUCCAUCAGCCCGCCCCAUUCUCCCGCUUUCCAUCACCCCACCCCUUUCUCCCUCUUUCCAUCACCCCGCCCCUUUCUCCCUCUUUUCAUCUCCCCGCCCCAUUCUCCCGCUUUCCAUCACCCCGCCCCAUUCUCCCUCUUUCCAUCACCCCGCCCUAUUCUCCCUCUUUCCAUCACCCCGCCCCAUUCUCCCUCUUUCCAUCACCCCGCCCCAUUCUCCCUCUGUCCAUCACCCCGCCCCAUUCUCCCGCCUUCCAUCACCCAGCCCCAUUCUCCCUCUUUACAUCACCCCGCCCCAUUCUCCCGCUUUCUAUCACCCCGCCCCAUUCUCCCGCUUUCCAUCACCCCGCCCCAUUCUCCCUCUUUCCAUCACCCCGCCCCAUUCUCCCUCUUUCCAUCACCCCGCCCCAUUCUCCCUCUUUCCAUCACCCCGCCCCAUUCUCCCUCUUUCCAUCACCCCGCCCCAUUCUCCCGCCUUCCAUCACCCAGCCCGAUUCUCCCUCUUUACAUCACCCCGCCCCAUUCUCCCGCUUUCUAUCACCCCGCCCCAUUCUCCCGCUUUCCAUCACCCCGCCCCAUUCUCCCUCUUUCCAUCACCGCGCCUCAUUUUCCCUCUUUCCAUCACCCCGCCCCAUUCUCCCGCUUUCCAUCACCCCGCCCCAUUCUCCCUCUUUCUAUCACCCCUCCCCCUUCUCCCGCUUUCCAUCACCCCGCCCAAUUCUCCCUCUUUCUAUCACCCCUCCCCAUUUUCCCACUUUCUAUCACCCCGCCCCAUUCUCCCGCUUUCCAUCACCCCGCCCCAUUUUCCCUCUUUCCAUCACCCCGCCCCAUUCUCCCUCUUUCCAUCACCCUGCCACAUUCUCCCGCUUUCCAUCACCCCUCCCCAUUUUCCCUCUUUCCAUCACCCCGCCCCAUUCUCCCGCUUUCCAUCACCCCGCCCCAUUCUCCCUCUUUCUAUCACCCCUCCCCCUUCUCCCGCUUUCCAUCACCCCGCCCAAUUCCCCUCUUUCUAGCACCCCUCCCCAUUCUCCCUCUUUCUAUCACCCCGCCCCAUUCUCCCGCUUUCCAUCACCCCGCCUUAUUUUCCCUCUUUCCAUCACCGCGCCCCAUUCUCCCUCUUUCCCAACACCCCGCCACAUUCUCCCGCUUUCCAUCACCCCUCCCCAUUUUCCCUCUUUCCAUCACCCCGCCCCAUUAUCCCGCUUUCCAUCACCCCGCCCUAUUCUCCCUCUUUCUAUCACCCCUCCCCCUUCUCCCGCUUUCCAUCACCCCGCCCAAUUUUCCCUCUUUCUAUCACCCCGCCCCAUUCUCCCGCUUUCCAUCACCCCGCCCUAUUUUCCCUCUUUCCAUCACCCCGCCCCAUUCUCCCUCUUUCCAUCACCCCGCCACAUUCUCCCGCUUUCCAUCACCCCUCCCCAUUCUCCCUCUUUCCGUCACCCCGCCACAUUCUCCCGCUUUCCAUCACCCCUCCCCAUUCUCCCUCUUUCCGUCACCCCGCCCCAUUCUCCCGCUUUCCAUCACCCCGCUCUAUUCUCCCGCUUUCCAUCACCCCGCCCAAUUCUCCCUCUUUCCAUCACCCCUCCCCAUUCUACCUCUUUCCAUCACCCCGCCCCCCAUUCUCCCUCUUUCCAUCACCCCGCCCCAUUCUCCCGCUUUCCAUCACCCCGCCCCAUUCUCCCUCUUUCCAUCACCCCGCCUCAUUUUCCCUCUUUCCAUCACCCCGCCCCAUUCUCCCGCUUUCCAUCACCCCGCCCCAUUCUCCCUCUUUCUAUCACCCCUCCCCCUUCUCCCGCUUUCCAUCACCCCGCCCAAUUCUCCCUCUUUCUAUCACCCCUCCCCAUUCUCCCUCUUUCUAUCACCCCGCCCCAUUCUCCCGCUUUCCAUCACCCCGCCCCAUUUUCCCUCUUUCCAUCACCCCGCCCCAUUCUCCCUCUUUCCAUCACCCCUCCCCAUUCUCCCUCUUUCCAUCACCCCGCCCCAUUCUCCCACUUUCCGUCACCCCGCCCCAUUCUCCCGCUUUCCAUCACUCCGCUCCAUUCUCCCUCUUUCCGUCACCCCGCCCCAUUCUCCCGCUUUCCAUCACCCCGCCCAAUACUCCCUCUUUCCAUCACCCCACCCCAUUCUCCCGCUUUCCAUCACCCUGCUCCUUUCUCCCGCUUUCCAUCACCCCGCCCAAUUCUCCCUCUUUCCAUCACCCCUCCCCAUUCUCCCUCUUUCCAUAACCCCCCUCAAUUCCCCCUCUUUCCAUCACCCCGCCCCAUUCUCCCGCUUUCCAUCACCCCGCCCCCCAUUCUCCCUCUUUCCAUCACCCCGCCCCAUUCUCCCGCUUUCCAUCACCCCGCCCCAUUCUCCCUCUUUCCGUCACCCCGCCUCAUUUUCCCUCUUUCCAUCACCCCGCCCCAUUCUCCCGCUUUCCAUCACCCCGCCCCAUUCUCCCUCUUUCUAUCACCCCUCCCCCUUCUCCCGCUUUCCAUCACCCCGCCCAAUUCUCCCUCUUUCUAUCACCCCUCCCCAUUCUCCCUCUUUCUAUCACCCCGCCCCAUUCUCCCGCUUUCCAUCACCCCGCCCCAUUCUCCCUCUUUCCAUCACCCCGCCACAUUCUCCCGCUUUCCAUCACCCCUCCCCAUUUUCCCUCUUUCCAUCACCCCGCCCCAUUCUCCCGCUUUCCAUCACCCCGCCCCAUUCUCCCUCUUUCUAUCACCCCUCCCCCUUCUCUCGCUUUCCAUCACCCCGCCCAAUUCUCCCUCUUUCUAUCACCCCUCCCCAUUCUCCCUCUUACUAUCACCCCGCCCCAUUCUCCCGCUUUCCAUCACCCCGCCCCAUUUUCCCUCUUUCCAUCACCCCGCCCCAUUCUCCCUCUUUCCAUCACCCCGCCACAUUCUCCCGCUUUCCAUCACCCCUCCCCAUUCUCCCUCUUUCCGUCACCCCGCCCCAUUCUCCCGCUUUCCACCACCCCGCUCCAUUCUCCCUCUUUCCGUAACCCCGCCCCAUUCUCCCGCUUUCCAUCACCCCGCCCCAUACUCCCUCUUUCCAUCACCCUGCCCCAUUCUCCCGGUUUCCAUCACCCCGCUCCUUUCUCCCGCUUUCCAUCACCCCGCCCAUUUCUCCCUCUUUCCAUUACCCCUCCCCAUUCUCCCUCUUUCUAUCACCCCGGCCAAUUCUCCCUCUUUCCAACACCCCGCCCCAUUCUCCCUCUUUCCAUCACCCCACCCCAUUCUCCCUCUUUCCAUCACCCCGCCCCAUUCUCCCACUUUCCAUCACCCCGCCCCAUUUUCCCUCUUUCCAUCACCCCGCCCCAUUCUCCCGCUUUCCAUCACCCCGCCCCAUUCUCCCUCUUUCUAUCACCCCUCCCCAUUCUCCCGCUUUCCAUCACCCCGCCCAAUUCUCCCUCUUUCUAUCAACCCUCCCCAUUCUCCCCUUUUCCAUCCCCCCGCCCCAUUCUCCCGCUUUCCAUCACCCCGCCCCAUUCUCCCUCUUUCCAUCACCCUGCCCCAUUCUCCCGCUUUCCUUUACCCCGCCCCAUUCUCCCGCUUUCCAUCACCCCGCCCCAUUCUCCCGCUUUCCAUUACCCCGCCCCAUUUUCCCUCUUUCCAUCACCCCGCCCCAUUCUCCCGCUUUCCAUCACCCCGCCCCAUUCUCCCGCUUUCCAUCACCCCGCCCCAUUUUCCCUCUUUCCAUCACCCCGCCCCACUCUCCCGCUUUCCACCACCCCGCCCCAUUCUCCCUCUUUCUAUCACCCCUCCCCAUUCUCCCGCUUUCCAUCACCCCGCCCUAUUCUACCUCUUUCUAUCACCCCGCCCCAUUCUCCCCCUUUCCAUCACCCUGCCCCAUUCUCCCGAUUUCCAUCACCCUUCCCCAUUCUCCCGCUUUCCAUCACCCCGCCCCAUUCUCCCUCUUUCCAUCAGCCCGCCCCAUUCUCCCUUUUUCCAUCACCCCGCCCCAUUCUCCUGCUUUCCAUCACCCCGCCCCAUUCUCCCGCUUUCCAUCACCCCGCCCCAUUCUCCCUCUUUCCAUCACCCUGCCCCAUUCUCCCUCUAUCCAUCACCUCGCCCAAUUCUCCCGCUUUCCAUCACCCCGUCCCAUUCUCCCGCUUUCCAUCACCACGCCCCAUUCUCCCUCUUUCCAUCACCCCGCCCCAUUCUCCCGCUUUCCAUCACCUUCCCGCCCCAUUCUCCCGCUUUCCAUCACCCCGCCCCGUUCUCCCUCUUUCCAUCACCCCACCCCAUUCUCCCUCUUUCCAUCACCGUGCCCCAUUCUCCCGCUUUCAAUCACCCCGCCCCAUUCUCCCUCUUUCCAUCAGCCCGCCCCAUUCUCCCACUUUCCAUGACCCCGCCCCAUUCUCCCGCUUUCCAUCACCCCGCUCCAUUCUCCCGCUUUCCAUCACCCCGCCCAAUUCUCCCUCUUUCCAUCACCCCUCCCCAUUCUCCCUCUUUCCAUCACCCCGCCCAAUUCUACCUCUUUCCAUCACCCACCCCAUUCUCCCGCUUGCCAUCACCCCGCCCCAUUCUCCCGCUUUCCAUCACCCCGCCCCAUUCUCCCUCUCUCCAUCAACCCGCCCCAUUCUCCCGCUUUCCAUCACCCCGCCCCAUUCUCCCGCUUUCAAUCACCCCGCCCCAUUCUUCCGCUUUCCAUCACCCCGCCCCAUUCUCCCUGUUUCCAUCAGCCCGCCCCAUUCUCCCUCUUUCCAUCACCCCGCCCCAUUCUCCCGCUUUCCAUUACCCCGCACCAUUCUCCCGCCUUUUCAUCACCCCGCCCCAUUCUCCCUCCUUCCAUAACCCCGCCCCAUCUCCCUCUUUCCAUCACCCCGCCCCAUUCUCCCUCCUUCCAUCACCCCACCCCAUUCUCCCGCUUUCCAUCACCCCGCCCCAUUCUCCCGCUUUCCUUCACCCCGCCCCAUUCUCCCGCUUUCCAUCACCCCCCCUAUUCUCCCUCUUUCCAUCAACCUGCCCCAUUCUCCCGCUUUCCAUCACCCAGCCCCAUUCUUCUGCUUUCCAUCACCCCGCCCAAUUCUCCCGCUUUCCAUCACCCCGCCCCAUUCUCCCUCUUUCCAUCACCCCGCCCAAUUCUCCCUCUUUCCAUCACCCCUCCUCAUUCUCCCUCUUUCCAUCACCCCGCCACAUUCUCCCGCUUUCCAUCACCGCGCCUCAUUAUCGCUCUUUCCAUCACCCCGCCCCAUUCUCCCGCUUUCCAUCACACCGCCCCAUUCUCCCUCUAUCCAUCACCCCGCCCUAUUCUCCCUCUUUCCAUCACCCCGCCCCAUUCUUCCGCUUUCCAUCACCCCGCCCCAUUCUCCCGCUUUCCAUCACCCCGCCCUAUUCUCCCUCUUUCCAUCACCCCGCCCCAUUCUCCCGCUUUCCAUCACCCCGCCCCAUUUUCUUGCUUUCCAUCACCCCACCCCUUUCUCCCGCUUUCCAUCACCCCACCCAAUUCUCCCGCUUUCCAUCACCCUGCCCCAUUCUCCCGCUUUCCAUCACCCUGACCCAUUCUCCCUCCCGCCCCAUUCUCCCGCUUUCCACCACCCUGCCCCAUUCUCCCGCUUUCCAUCAUCCUGCCCCAUUCUCCCACUUUCCAUCACCCCGCCCCAUUCUCCCGCUUUCCAUCACCCCGCCAUAUUCUUCCUCUUUCCAUCACCCCGCCCCAUUCUCCCGCUUUCCAUCACGCCGCCCCAUUCUCCUGCUUUCCAUCACCCCGCCCCAUUCUCCCGCUUUCCAUCACCCCGCCCCAUUCUCCCGCUUUCCAUCACCCCGCCCCAUUCUCCCGCUUUCCAUCACCCCGCCCCACUCUCCCGCUUUCCAUCACCCCACCCCUUUCUCCCGCGUUCCAUCACCCCGCCCCAUUCUCCCGCUUUCCGUCACCCCGCCCCAUUCUCCCGCUUCCAAUCACCCCGCCCCAUUCUCCCGCUUUCCACCAACCUUCCCCAUUCUCCCGCUUUCCAUCACCCUGCCCCAUUCUCCCGCUUUCCAUCACCCCGCCCCAUUCUCCCACUUUCCAUCACCCCGCCCCAUUCUCAAGCUUUCCAUCACCCUGCCCCAUUCCUCGCUUUCCAUCACCCCGCCCCAUUCUCCCGCUUUCCAUCACCCCGCCCCAUUCUCAAGCUUUCCAUCACCCCGCCCCAUUCUCCUGCUUUCCAUCACCCCACCCCAUUCUCCCGCUUUCCAUCACCCCGCCCCAUUCUCCCGCUUUCCAUCAUCCCGGCCCAUUCUCCUUCUUUCCAUCACCCCACCCCAUUCUCCCGCUUUCCAUCACCCCGCCCCAUUCUCCCACUUUCCAUCACCCCGCCCCAUUCUCAAGCUUUCCAUCACCCUGCCCCAUUCCUCGCUUUCCAUCACCCCGCCCCAUUCUCCCGCUUUCCAUCACCCCGCCCCAUUCUCCCGCUUUCCAUCACCCCGCCCCAUUCUCCCGCUUUCCGUCACCCCGCCCCAUUCUCCCGCGUCCAAUCACCCCGCCCCAUUCUCCCGCUUUCCAUCACCCUGCCCUAUUCCUCGCUUUCCAUCUCCCCGCCCCAUUCUCCCGCUUUCCAUCACCCCGCCCCAUUCUCAAGCUUUCCAUCACCCCGCCCCAUUCUCCUGCUUUCCAUCACCCCGCCCCAUUCUCCCGCUUUCCAUCACCCCGCCCCAUUCUCCCGCUUUCCAUCACCCCGGCCCAUUCUCCCGCUUUCCAUCACCCUGCCCCAUUCUGUGA